GCUAAACACUCUUCACAAUACAAAUCCCUGUGCACAGCAAGUCUGUGUGUUUUUCACACAUAGGGCUGUGAGCAGGAGACUGUGGUACUGCCUAAUGUAACUAUGAGCCAUGGCACACGGAAUUACGUUACACAUUGGACUCAUGUUUUCAUUUAGUAAUGCAUGAGCAUACACAAUGAGCAAUUAGAUACAUCUGACUUUCACAUCCAAAGAAACUCUACUGUUCAGGAAAAAGGAAUUCCUUUGGAAGUAACUUCUGUUCUGGGAUUGGAUCAAAGUGCUUGGCAUAGAAAUAAUACAGGUAUGUUUUCAUAUUCUAAGUCUUGUAGUAAUAUGUUUGACUAACAUUUAUUUUCUUGUUAUUGGGUUUGUAAAUUGAGAUGCAGCGCUGUGUGCAUGCCUGUGCGUCCAACAUUCUGGGCCACUUACUGUGGAGGCAAUGUGCUCUCACCAGGAGCCAGUGUUUGUCAAGCUUAGGCCGGUUCUCCAGGCAGAUGAGCAGCUGGAGACAGCUGGAGAACAGCAAUGUUCCUUCUUCUCAGGAAAAGCCCAAAGUUCUGAUUACAGGUGGUCUGGGGCAGUUGGGCAUGGGGCUUGCGGAGAUGCUUCGGAAACAGUAUGGGACAGAUAAUGUGAUUCUAUCAGAUAUUAAGAAGCCACCACCACAUAUAUUUCGCAGCGGCCCAUUUGUAUAUGCUGAUGUUCUGGACUACAAGCAUCUUAGAGAACUGAUUAUAAAUAACCAGAUCACUUGGCUGGUUCAUUAUAGUGCCCUGCUUAGUGCUGUAGGUGAGGCAAAUGUGGCACUGGCUCGCAAAAUAAAUAUUACAGGCCUCCACAAUGUGUUGGACUUGGCUCUUGAGAACUGCCUUCGCCUCUUUGUUCCUAGUACCAUAGGAGCAUUUGGUCCCUCAUCACCACGCGACCCAGUUCCCGACCUAUGUGUCCAAAGACCUCGAACAAUCUAUGGGGUCUCCAAAGUGCAUGGAGAACUAAUGGGAGAGUAUCUGCAUCAUAAACAUGGCUUGGACUUUCGUUGCCUGCGUUAUCCAGGGGUGAUAUCUGUAAAUACACCACCUGGUGGAGGAACAACUGAUUAUGCAGUUCAGAUCUUUCAUGAUGCUCUCAGUACAGGUCACCAUGAGUGUUACCUUCGUCCAGACACUCGCCUUCCAAUGAUGCAUAUCUCAGAUUGUCAUCGAGCUACUGUGGAGUUCAUGCAAGCUCCAGAGUGCCAGCUUUCUUUACGUACAUAUAACAUUGCAGCAAUGAGCUUCACUCCAGAAGAAGUGGCGCAGGAAAUACGCAAGCAUCUCCCUCAACUCAAAGUUACCUACAGUCCUGAUUCUGUGCGCCAGACAAUUGCUGACAGUUGGCCAGUGAGAUUUGAUGACUCAAAUGCAAGGAGAGAUUGGGGUUGGGCACCAGCGUUUGGACUGGAAGAGCUUGUGUCAGAUAUGCUACAUACAAUUCGGAGCAAAAGGACCAGCGAAGGAUUGCAUGUGAACUCAUUAUAAAAGAAUUUAAAGAACACCUCAUACAUUGUAAAAUAUAUUAGAAGAUUUGUCUGGAAAACAAAACAUAGUGAGAAAUUACUGUAAACAUAAUUUUUCAGGGAACUGUACAUUUUAUUUUGUCACCUUUGAUUUAAUUGUAAUCAUAUAUUUUAUUUACAUAAAGAUAUUUUUCAUUUGUAAGAUUUUUUCUAUAUAAUGCAAUAAUAUCAUACACCAGGCUU
Messenger RNA from Periophthalmus magnuspinnatus, 1738 nucleotides. RefSeq names its product L-threonine dehydrogenase 2 (gene tdh2). The record is from RefSeq and is a predicted model, not a curated record. The transcript is spliced from 8 exons. The coding region runs from base 381 to 1517 and encodes 378 amino acids. Gene Ontology annotation, biological process: L-threonine catabolic process. NCBI's taxonomy places the organism in Eukaryota, Metazoa, Chordata, Actinopteri, Gobiiformes, Gobiidae. Gene Ontology annotation, molecular function: L-threonine 3-dehydrogenase activity.